GCUAAUGUUUGCGGUUUUACUUCUGUAUAGGAAGCCCCUUUUGUGGUUAGCUUCGGGCAAGAAACUACAUCCGGGGCACUGAAUGUCACCUUUUGAAAGGAAACAUGGCGGACUCAGUGCUAACGGACGCUGAACUUCGUGAUGAAUUGAAACGUUUAGGGUUUGAUCCAGGGCCAGUGACAGCAUCCACUCGGAGUCUGUAUGUUAGGAAGUUGAAUACAUUAAAGUCUGGUAAAAAACUAGUGGCAAAGAAAAGCAAAAUCAAGCCGGUAGCCAAACGACCGCUUAUCGGCUUCAGUUCCGACGAAAGCGACGAGGAGGAGGCCAAGUCAAACUGGCGGAAAGGUCGGUCCAGACCCGCUGGCUCCACACAAGUGAAUGACAAUGGUGUAGGGAGCUUACGGCCGAGAGGCCUAAAACUCACACAGCGGAAUAACUCAAAUAUGAAAUAUACAAUACAAGACGAUGACGUAGAUUCAUCGCUUUUAAAUUUAAAACAAAAUGAGGCUAGGCCUAACCCUGCCAGUUUGUUUAGAGAUAAGCUUCCAAGAAACAGAAGGUCUUUAGGCAAUAACAUCCAACCUGCAAGCUCAAGCACAACGCGGCGGUCUGGUAGGAGGUCCCUACAGGUUGUGGGCAGCCUUCUUUCAACCACUUCACAUAGGCCUAGGCUUACUAGAUCUAACUCAAAUGCAACUGGUUCUAAGGAAGAUGAUUUUUCAGAUUCUGAUGUUGAUGAAAAAAAGGACACAAAUGGGGAAGAUGAAUCUGCAAGCCUUUCCACAUCAAAUAUUUUUAGCCGAACUUUUUUGAGAAAUUCACCAAUGAGUAGCAAACAGCAAGCAGCAGAUGAAGAAACCGAGGUAUCUAGGCCUAGUAAUCCACCUAGCAAUAGGCCUAGUCCCCUGAUAUCGUCAAGUACCAAGUCUUUGACUCAAUCUGUCCCACACGCUAGUACUCCAGUCAAACUUAAUAGGUCUUUUGAGAGAGACACAAACAAUGAUUCAACUACAUCAGAACAUACAUCUGUUACUGGAGCCAGAACACGUCCAUUAAGACGCCGUGCAACCAAAGAUAAAGGAGCUAAUCAUGUAGCAACUUGCAACCAUGUUGAUGAGCAGAGCUACUCUAAGCCUAGUAAUACUACUAGUGCCCAUGAAUUGGAGACUGAAUUCCAAACAGAAGAAAAUAUUACAGCCACGUGGGGCACCAAAUAUGGACAUUAUGUGUCUAUGAUGCUGCUUGCAUUUGUGUUCUUGUUCUUUGUUACGUUGACUGUUGUUUAUCUUAGCAUGGUGGGAACAGAUAAUGAAACUCCUACUGUGCUACAGAUAUGUGAAAAUCCCAAAUCUCUGUGCGGUUUCAAAGGGAAUCACAUAGUAGCAAUGGUUCAUAUUCUCAACAAGGGUCUGGGAAAUGUAGCUGGCAACCACCUUUGUGGGACUGGAGUUGGAGAAUUUUCUCAGCAAUACAAUAUGUCCUUAAGUGAUGCUAGCAGAUACUUAAAAGCAGAACUUGAAAAAACACCUGAGGGAAGUAGGGGUGCUUUCCUGCACUUUGAGGAUAUGUUGAAGCAUAUUAUUAUUCAUCCAGAAUGGGGCAUAAGAGUUUAUAAUGACGAAGGAGCACUAGGCUAUGUGGCAGAGGACUUCAAAAUGGAGAAUGUCUCCUGGUUAGAAUCUUUGUAUCCCAUCAUGCCACUGAAGUGCCGUAUCCUGCGUUCCAUCUACUAUGUAUUCUUCCGUCUGUUCCUGCUUGGUUCAGUAAUUUUCCUGGUCUGGAGUAUAUAUGUCUACAUCAAAUACAGGCAGAUGAAGGAAGAAGAAGAACUUGGUCAAAUGUAUCAGCUUGUAGAUCGAAUCAUAGAAUUCCUACAAACCAAUGGCGAUAAAUGCCAGGCUAUUCCCCACGUUAGAGAUCGUCUUAUACCGCCCUCGGAAAGGAAAGAGCGGCAGCGUGUUUGGUUAAGGGCUGUAAAGUACAUCAACUCGGAGGAGUCAAGAGUCCGUGUUGAGACGCAAAGCAUUGUGGGAGAGGUGUUUUCUACUUGGCGUUGGUUGCAACCUCAAUCCACCGUCUCAUUCACGCCAAUGACAGAAACGGAUAUGAAACCGGGCAAGAUUAAAGUCUGGCAAGGUCAAGCAUUUGAGAACUUGGACUCAGCGGUGAAGACGGCACCAGGUAUCUACACUCAAUUCCUGAAGAUACGUAACAUGUUCGAUCAGUCAUUAGAGUCAAACAGUAACGAAUGGCAAGUUGAAAUCGAAGAUGCUAUCCUGGACAAGGUUGGUGAUGGCGUCAGGAUACUCCACAUUGCUGUUGAUAAGAAUUCACGGGAGGGUUGUGUAUAUUGCAAGGUUGAAACACCCGUACAAGCUAGCUAUGCAUACAGGGCAUUGCAAGGCAGUUGGUUUGAUGGUCGGUUGGUCACCGUAAAGUACUUAAAAUCAGAUCGAUAUUAUUAUCGCUUCCCACCAGCACGCGAUAUGGUGACCGCUCUAGUGCCAUCAACAAGUCAAAAGCAGUCGCUUUCUAGUAUGGACUUUUCGCGGCCUACCAUCGAAUCAACAUAGGCUUUCACAUUCUUGUGAUGAGUUUAACAGUAUUACUACGGAUAGUCGCCAUGACCAAGUAUCAAUUCUUUUUGACUGCUUCGGUCUUGGCGUAACUUAUACUGUUUCUUGUUUGGAAUUGGGUUAAAAAUUAUGUUUUGCUUUAAUGGUUUCUAUGGUGCAAACCUCUGUCCAUCAAGGCCACUUUUUAACUACAAUAGGGCUUGAUAAAGAAAGUUGUAAUUCAUAUGAAUAUUAGCAUACAGGUGUUCAUGUGAUGACCACAUAUGAUAACUUUGAUAAUAAUAUUCACUUGCCCCAGAGACAAAAAUUGAUCGAUUGAUUAUGGUAAAAGCUAAGGUGCAUAGUAUGUGGCGUAGGUGUUCAUAUUAUGGCCACCUGUACAUGUGUCUGUUUAUAGCUAUAAUAAUGAUAUCCAUGAAGAUUCAAUGAAAGUUAUCAAAUGAUUAUGGUCACCUGUGUUAUGUAUGAUAUUAGGCCACAGGUGUUGAAGUAUGAUUUCAUUUUGAAUGAGUAAAUAAUGCAGUGUUCCACCUGCAAGCAAAUAUGCAUUUUCUGUAAUUAUAGUGCACAGUGUGGCUUAACUGGUCCAUAUUGGAUUUAUGGGAGUAACAGGUGAGUUACUUGUACUAAAAACUCACUCUUAAAAUAAAAACGGUAAAUUAUUUGAGGUCAAUAUAUAAUACACAUGAUUAAUCUAAUUAAUUAUGCAAAGUCAUUUAAAUAUUGUACUGUGAAUAUUUAUAAGUAUUUUCUUCUAAGACUUUGUUUCUGGAGCACUGAACUGUUCUGAUAAUUAUUCAAUAAAACCAACUGAAAGUUAUCCGAUAAUUAUGUUAUUCAAAUGCGAUUAUAUAAUCACUUAAUGUUCCAGAAUGCAAUAAGGUUUGACAUGAGUUGACUUUGUGUGGUCACUGCAACACCUUGGCCUAGCCAAGUUCUUCAUUUUUUUUGUGUUUCUACAUCAAACAUUGUAUACAUUAAAUGAAAUGCUUAAAGCAUUUGGUAACAAGUUUCUUGUGAGUGAUUGGUGCGAUAGAAAACAUCAAUUGUACCGUUUCCACAAAAUGAACUAAUGUUGCAUUGUGGUACAUAUCAAGUUAACGUAAAUUGUGCCUUUAGAUAAAAAUAUUUAUUGGAUAAUUUUUCAAAUGCUGCAGAAGCACAGCCUUGGAUAGCACCUCCAGUUGAUCCAUCCUUUCACCCUCCGAUUUUGAUUACCUAUUUAAAUUAUAAAUCAGUAGCUUGUAUUAGUAGAUUGAGGGAAGGCUAAGGAUUUGGAAAAAGGCGAGUUGUAUGGAUUUCUACAUCUUGCGUGGUACAUGUGUGUGAAACAACUUUGUAAUUAUAAAAAUGAACCAUUUUGACUUUGUUUUUAUAGAAAAAGUAUGUACUCAAAUUUAGUUGUCAGAAGCAUAAUUAGUUUAUUUGAUUGUAAAUGAAUGCAAAGAAGAAACAUGCUAUGUAUUCUUGGUAAGAUGUUUAGUAUUGUAGAAGGGUGUAUAGUUAGGUACAUGAUUUUGUAGUUAUGAAUUUGUUUGUAUUUUAUAAAACAAACACUUUUUCCUAAAAAAAUUGAGAUGCACUUCUCAUCACAACUACUAUUGGUAUCAUAAUUAUUAUCAACAGAAAUUCAAACUGUAUAAAAUUUAUCUACACUUUAUUUUUUAUUUUAUUUUUUAUUUGUUUUCUCUGACUUUCUUUUUUUUAACUAUGUAUCCUCCAAUCUCAGGGUAAACCUUGUAAAAAAUUUUGAAUUUUUCCUUUUUCUCCCCAAUAAUUUGAGGACAGAAGGAUCUCCUUUAUUUUUCUUCCCAAUAUUUUCUCAUGGGGAGAACUAAUACAUACAUCUUUUGGACAUGUGUUCCAUUACUCACGUUUCUGAGCUUUCAAUUUACGCGACGGCGUAGACAGGCUGGAUUGACUCAACCGUGACCAUCCUGCAUUCUCUGCCCAACGUCAAUCUGGCAAAACUGCGUCCUAAAAAGCGCAGAUGAUUCUAUGAUGUCAUUACGUAGAUAUUACCAUCGUGUUGCGCAUGUGUAAGCUUAAUUUUAGUAUGUGUUUUGAGUGUCAAUCAAAUUGCUGUCUUCCCGUUCAAGUCAUUUUUCCCAAUAGUCUGGUUACAUUGCAUUGCUAUACAAAUCUUCUUUUUAUUUAUUUUUUUUUCUUUCUUCAAUGGUGCUGAAACCUCUUCAUUCUUGUUUUUGAUGUAACUUUGUAAAUAUUGUGUAUUUAUGUGAUUUUUUUUUAUUAGCUCAUCGAAGAUUGAGAUUUUCUAGAAUUUACCUGCAAAUUAAAAUCCCAAGUACUGUAUACUGUUUUAGUCCUUGUAUGCCUGAAAUUGUUUGAAUAUUUGCUUACUAGUACAGUUUUGCCUAAUGCUGUCUAGAAAUUUAUGUUAUUUAUAUAAUGAACAAUUUUUUUAAAAUUUCCAAUUCAUAUUUGCAUCAUUGCAACAGUGUGUUUUCCCCAUGUGAAGUACGUCCAUACUGAAAAUGGAACCAAAUUCACAGUUGUCAAAAACAAUGCCAUACCCACUAAUGCCCACAUUGACAUGCCCACUGAAAAAGUUACUAGCCUGUGGUGACCAUAAUGUAGUUGUUAGAUUUAAUAUAUUUCUUGUUUAUAAUUGAUUUUGAACCUUUUUUAAUAAUUUCUCUCAAUGUUUUGGCUGCUAUGGAAAUUCUUAUGUAUUUAUGGUAAAGGAUAUUGUUUAAUUCGGAACCAUAAACAGUGAAGAACAGUUUUACGAAAAGAUCAUAAUUUUACAUUCUUUAAAAACAUGUUUGUUGUCGUAGAAAUGGAAAUUGUAUGAUUCUUUUGAAUCUGUUUGGCUUUAUAUUUUAUUAAGUCCAUUUCAGCUAUGAUGUUUUCAACCCUUGGAAUUAACUGAAAGUGUAAAAUACUACAUUCCAUUUGGCAUAAAAUUUAUUAUGACUGGUAAUCGUUACCUGAUAUCAUUUGUAUUUAAUCAGUCAAUGGUUUUCUUGCCAUUAGUGACUUUUUGUAUGCCCUAAAAUCAUCUAAUUUAUAUAAAUUUACACCUCUGCUGCCUGAAAUAGCCUUAAAAUAGUAUGAAGUGUAAUUUUUACAUAUUAUGGGAUGUCAAUAUUACUUUGGGAGACGUGAUAGUGAUGUGACAGUUCCCAGAUGUCAUUAAUUUUACAUUGUGAGACGUCAUAGUGAUGUUAUAAUAUGAUAUGUCAUGUUAUUACAUUGCGAGAUGUCAGCGAUAUAGUGUCAUUGAUGUUACAUUGUGAGACGUCAUGUCAUUGUUACAUUGUGAGAUGUCGGUGAUAUUAUAGUGUCGUAAUGUAACAUUGCGAGACAUUGAAGUUACAUUGCAAGACGCCAUAGUGAUGUUAUAUGAGACGUCAUGUUCUUGUUCCAUUGUGAGAUGUCAGCGAUUGAUUUUACAGUGUCACUUAAUGUAACAUUGCGAGACAGUUAUGUUACAUUGUGAGAUGUCAUAGUGAUGAUGAUACAUUGCAAAAUGUCAUCUUAAUGUUAAAUUUUGAGACGUCAUAGUGAUGUAUGGCACUUAAAAGUAAUAAAGCUGAUGAGAUACCAAAGCGUGCCGGCUUUGCAUCUUUUGAAAUCUUCCGUCAUCUCAGUGCAUGCAUAUAUUUCACAGAACUCAAUUCACCAUGUAUAUACUGCAAUUGUAUUUUCUAUGAUUAAUAAUGAAACAUAACAGGCUUCAACAGAGCUCUUAAUAAAGGCUCGCAUUUAAAGACAUUUUGUAUUUGUAUUUUUGUAUAUUAAAAAUAAUGCUUUGUUGGAAAAUCUAUGACGAGAAGUCUUAACAGUGAUUGGUGGAAUGGAGAAUUCAAAAGAAUUUUUACCUGUAUGACUGGUCAAUUGCAAAAAUGCAUUAAUUUAAAGUCACUUUAAUUCUCUGUUUAUAAACAUUGAGGAUACUUGUUAAUGGAUUUUUUUGGGGGUAUGGUUAUUGUAAUGAAUGUAUAUGAAUGUGUACAGUCUCCUUAUAAUUAAGUUAGCAUGUUCUUUGUUGUAUGUUAAGCAUAUUCCUAUUGUUAAUUAGCCUUUGUUUCACAAUAUUAUUUAAAAUACAUAACUUGUGUAAUUUACCAGAUAGCAACUAAUUAAAAGGGAAGUUUUUUUA
Messenger RNA from Anneissia japonica, 6702 nucleotides. Its product is annotated as inner nuclear membrane protein Man1-like. The record is from RefSeq and is a predicted model, not a curated record. Bases 105 to 2573 code for a protein of 822 amino acids. Gene Ontology annotation, biological process: negative regulation of BMP signaling pathway; nuclear envelope organization. Gene Ontology annotation, cellular component: nuclear inner membrane. The transcript is spliced from 14 exons. NCBI's taxonomy places the organism in Eukaryota, Metazoa, Echinodermata, Crinoidea, Comatulida, Comatulidae. Gene Ontology annotation, molecular function: chromatin DNA binding.